GAGUUUCGUGCGGUGAUACGCAGACAGGAGCGGGGUGUCCCGUUGGUGACGUGCAGAUCCGAAUAAGAAGGUCUGACUGGUCGGUUGGCUCGUUCAUUUUUGUCAUGUGCGACAUGCAUCUAACCACAUGCCCAUCGCUUAUCGUUGUCACCAACGCCAGCAUUACCCGACCGACAGCUUCUCCAUCGAACAAGCCCCGUGGACAGCUCAAGUUCUCAACAACCACCCCUUUCCGCAUGCACUCACAGACGAACCAACUUCCCAACCAACCGCUGUGAUAUAUACGGGUAAUCAGUGGAUGCAGAUCACCAUGGAGAGUGCUAAGAACUCGUCAAAGUCGAGCAACAUGAAGGAAAUUCUUGCUCGACUGGGCGGUGUUUUCCCCAUGGAUGAAGAAGUUGUUUUGAAGCCCACUGGUCGUAUCAAGGCCCUGGAACCAACCGGUGGCCAGAAAGAGUAUUUCAUCAAGGUUGCCUAUGGUGAGCAAGGGCGGGUCAUGCUGAACGGGGAAGCCAUGUCGUCUCUGAUGAUCUACGACCUCAUGCCGGACUUCAUGCCGAAACCCGUUGGAUUCGGCGCCUAUCAACAAGAGCAAGCUGCGUAUUUCUAUCUCUCCGAAUUCGUGGACAUGGUUCGUCGUCCAUCUCGUUCAUUCGCAGAGCAAGAACUUACUUGCACGAAAUAG
This is a messenger RNA of Podospora pseudopauciseta, 685 nucleotides long. RefSeq lists its product as uncharacterized. The transcript has 3 exons. Lineage: Eukaryota; Fungi; Ascomycota; Sordariomycetes; Sordariales; Podosporaceae. The record is from RefSeq and is a predicted model, not a curated record. The coding region runs from base 128 to 685 and encodes 185 amino acids.